Messenger RNA from Eurytemora carolleeae, 758 nucleotides. RefSeq lists its product as uncharacterized. Lineage: Eukaryota; Metazoa; Arthropoda; Copepoda; Calanoida; Temoridae. The record is from RefSeq and is a predicted model, not a curated record. The transcript is spliced from 6 exons. The coding region runs from base 250 to 699 and encodes 149 amino acids.
ACCCCUGUACCUUGCUUCAAGAUCAAUAUCAUUCAGUCUACAUGAGACAAAGAGUAUUGCUGUCAAUGACACUUAAUAUUAAAAUCUUAUGUCAUCUCUUUAUUUCAAUGAUCUUUGCAUGGUGUGUCACUUGAUAUUAGGCUUACAGUCCCUUUAAGACAAAUACAUAUUCGUCAUUCAAAGAAAAUACUGUAAAUGGCCAUCAUACACUAAAUUGAAUUCUACAUCAUAUUUUAUCAUUAGAUAGCUAUGUACACCUGUUUCCUAGUGUGCAGUUUAUUAUUCUCAGUAACUACAUCAGCGCCAUCUAUUGUUGAUUUAAUGAAAUCAUCCCCGAACAUUAAACCGUACUGUACAGACUGCAGGCCUGUUUGCUGCUUACUGCUUGAAUGCUCGAGGCAAGACUGUCCAGAAUGUCACGAAAAGACACCAGCGUGUGACACCUCCUGCCCCUGCACUGUUAAAUCAGGAACUGGUAUUGAUGAUCUCUCUUCCACGUGGACUAAAGAUUCCUUGAAUAUAAACGAAGACGACAUUCACAAACCUUUCUCUGUUACUAAGCAAGAAGAAAACAAGCAAAUGCCAUGUGGGGAUAAAUCCUGUGGUCUAUCCUGUUCAAAAAAUCAAUUAUGCGCAAAUACAGGAGAAAGUUGUGAAUCUUUUCCAUGUUGCAGCACUGUGGCCUGUAUUUCAUUUUAAUAAAAUUGUAUAUUUAUUAUUAUACAAUUUUAUUAUAUUAUAAUUAUUAUUAUAUACAA